This is a messenger RNA of Salvia miltiorrhiza (redroot sage), 2331 nucleotides long. Its product is annotated as probable leucine-rich repeat receptor-like protein kinase At1g68400. Gene Ontology annotation, biological process: protein phosphorylation. NCBI's taxonomy places the organism in Eukaryota, Viridiplantae, Streptophyta, Magnoliopsida, Lamiales, Lamiaceae. Bases 75 to 2099 code for a protein of 674 amino acids. Gene Ontology annotation, molecular function: protein kinase activity; protein binding; ATP binding. The record is from RefSeq and is a predicted model, not a curated record. The transcript is spliced from 2 exons.
UUCCUCCAUUAUUACUCCAUUCAGGUCUCCUCAGUUCUCAGACCUCUCUCUCUCAACACUCAUAUACACCAACAAUGGCGGCAGCAGCAGCAGCAGCAGCGUUAACACUAAAACCAAACCCUACCACCGCCAUCUUCCUCUUCCUCCUCAUCCACUGCGCCGCCGCGUCGGACCACCCGGACGCCAAACCCCUCCUCCUCUUCAAAUCCACCGCCGACCCGAACAACUCCCUUCUCAGCUCCUGGAACUCCACCUCCGACCCAUGCAGCUCAUGGGUCGGAGUCUCCUGCAUUCACAACCGGGUCGCCCGCCUAGUCCUCGAAAACUUCAACCUCCAAAACUCCCUCUCUCCCUCCCUCGCCUCCCUGACCCAGCUCCGCGUCCUCAGCCUCAAGCAAAACGGCUUCUCGGGUCAAAUUCCGGAUCUCUCCAACCUCACCAGCCUCAAACUUCUCUUCAUCUCCCAUAACCGUUUCUCCGGCGAAUUUCCGGCCUCAUUAACCUCGCUCUCGAAGCUCUACCGCCUCGAUCUGUCGUACAACAAUUUCUCCGGCGGCAUCCCGCUCGCCGUGAACCGCCUCACGCAUUUGCUGACGCUCCGGCUCGAGGAGAACUCCUUCGCCGGCGCCAUCUCCGCCCUGAACUUGCCGAACUUGCAGGAUUUUAACGUGUCGGGGAAUAGGCUCACCGGAGAGGUCCCGGGCUCGUUUGCGGGCUUCCCGGCGUCGUCGUUUUGGAGCAAUCCGGGGUUGUGCGGGCCGCCGCUGGAGAAAUGUAACGUGGUUUCUAGUAAUCCUACCCAGCCCGGCGGAGCAAUGGCGUCGCCGGUGAGCCCGAGGACGACCGUCUCCUCGUCUCCGACAGCAAUGCCGGCGGAAACAAACCCUCCGGCGAAAUCGCACAGCUCGCACCGGAGUAAAAUUAGCUCGCUUGCGAUAAUUGGUAUUAUAAUCGGAGAUGUAUUGGUUUUAGGGUUAGUUUCUCUGCUUCUGUAUUGCUAUUUCUGGAGAAACUAUUCCAGCAUGUUAACAUCGGAGAAGAGCAGCGUGCAAGCGGAGAAAAUAGUGUACUCCUCGAGCCCCUACCCGAACCCGGCCCAAUCCGGGUACGAGAGGGGGAAAAUGGUGUUCUUCGAUGGCGCGAGGAGGUUUGAGCUUGAAGAUUUGUUGAGGGCGUCAGCGGAAAUGCUGGGGAAGGGCGGUUUUGGAACGGCGUACAAGGCGAUUUUGGAUGAUGGGAAUGUGGUGGCGGUGAAGAGAUUGAAGGAUUUGAAUGUGAACGGGAAAAAGGAGUUUGAACAGCAAAUGGAGGUGUUGGGCCGCCUCCGCCACCCUAAUUUGAUCGGAUUGAAGGCUUACUAUUUCGCUAGGGAUGAGAAAUUGUUGGUUCAUGAAUUCAUGCCUAAUGGAAACUUGUUUUGGCUGCUUCAUGGCAACCGAGGCCCGGGUAGGACUCCGUUGGACUGGACCACGAGGUUGAAGAUUGCAGCAGGAGCAGCACGAGGGCUAGCCUUCAUCCACAGCUCAGGGGCGCCCCUUAGGCUUGUGCAUGGCAACAUCAAGUCCACAAACGUCCUGAUUGACAAACUGGGCAAUGCCAAGCUAUCCGACUACGGCCUCUCAGUCUUUGCAUCGCCUUCGUCUGCCCCUAAAUCCAAUGGCUACCGUGCCCCCGAAGCAGCUCUGGAUGGCCGGAAAUUGACCUCCAAAUCCGAUGUCUACUCGUUCGGGGUCCUGCUGCUGGAGCUGCUGACCGGCAAGUGUCCCUCCAUAGUGGACAACAAUGGUCCGGGCAUCGGGUACAGCGGGGUUGUUGAUCUGCCAAGGUGGGUGCAGUCUGUGGUGAGGGAGGAGUGGACGGCUGAGGUGUUCGACUUGGAGCUCAUGAGGUACAAGGAUAUCGAAGAGGAGAUGGUGGGGCUGCUGCAGAUCGCGAUGGCGUGCACGCAGGCAUCGCCGGAUCAGAGGCCGAAGAUCAACUAUGUGGUGAAGAUGAUAGAGGAGUUGAGAGGAGUGGAGGUGUCGCCAUCGCACGAGGCCCUCGAGUCAGUGUCGGAGUCGCCUUCGGCGUCGGAGGAUACCUGCAGAGCUAGUGAAUGAUGGAUGAUUCCGGCCGUCUGAGAUUGAACUUAGCUUCGAUUUGUUGUUAGCAACUUUGGUAGUUUCUUUAGUUUUCAACUUUUGUAUAUUGAGUAUUGCUUUGAGUAGGUUUUUGAGGGGUCAAUUGCUGUUAGUUGUGAUAUGCCUUCCACUCCAAAUUAUUGUUUUUGGUAUUAAUUUGUCUAAUUGAUCAUCUUAAAAUUCUAAUCGACUUGGCUUGAUGCGGACUAGA